CGGCUCCGUGGAGGCGCAUGCGCAUUCAAGCUGUCUCAUGAACGGACUAUUUCCUCUUCUUGGAGGCCUGUGCUUGCAAAUUAGAGACCCACUUCAGACGUUGUAUUCGGACUAGCUACCCAGACGUAACAUCUUGAACAAGGAGUUGGUAUCUACUUGUUUCUACACCCGAAGGAAAGGAAUUACAACGCAGCUUCCAAUAAAUCCAAUACAAGCUCUGAUGGUACCAGGUGACUUGUGACUGGCGUGAGGAGGAACCCACUUCCCAAUCAACUUCACCAUGUCUGGGAUUCAGACAACAUGGCCUGCUGGCACAGAAUGCAUAGCCAAGUACAACUUCCAGGGCGAUGCCGAGCAGGACCUGCCGUUCAGCAAAGGAGACGUCUUAACUAUCAUCGAAGUCACCAAGGACCCAAACUGGUACAAAGCGAAAAACACUGUGGGGCGGGAAGGCAUCAUCCCAGCGAACUACGUGCAGAAAAGGGAAGGAGUGAAAUCAGGGAGCAAGCUCAGCCUCAUGCCCUGGUUCCAUGGGAAGAUCCCACGGGAGCAGGCAGAGCGGCUCCUCUAUCCCCCCGAGAUCGGCCUCUUCCUGGUCCGCGAGAGCACCAACUACCCCGGAGACUACACGUUGUGCGUGAGCUGUGAGGGCAAGGUGGAGCACUACCGCAUCAUCUACCACGACGGCAAGCUGUCAAUCGACGAGGAGGAGUACUUCGAUAACCUCAUGCAGCUCGUCGAGCAUUACACCACAGAUGCAGAUGGACUGUGUACUAAACUGAUCAAACCCAAACUCAUGGAAGGGACAGUGGCUGCUCAAGACGAAUUCUCCAGAAGUGGCUGGGCUCUCGUUAGAAAGGAUCUCAAGCUGUUGCAGCCCAUAGGGAAAGGGGAGUUCGGAGAUGUGAUGCUGGGAGACUACAGAGGGAAUAAGGUGGCUGUGAAGUGCAUCAAGCACGAUGCCACCGCCCAGGCCUUCAUCGCUGAGGCCUCCGUCAUGACGCAACUCCGACACAAUAACCUGGUGCAGCUCCUGGGGGUGAUAGUGGAGGAGAAGGGCGGUCUCUUCAUAGUUACAGAGUACAUGGCCAAGGGCAGUCUGGUGGAUUACCUGCGGUCUAGAGGGAGGUCUGUGCUGGGUGCAGACUGUCUGCUGAAGUUCUCGCUCGACGUGUGCGAAGCCAUGGAAUACCUGGAGGCCAACAACUUUGUCCACCGAGACCUGGCGGCACGCAAUGUCCUCGUCUCUGAGGACAACAUCGCCAAAGUGAGCGACUUUGGACUGACCAAAGAGGCCUCUUCCAUCCAGGACAUGGGCAAGCUGCCCGUCAAGUGGACAUCCCCGGAGGCACUGCGGGAAAAGAAAUUCUCCACAAAGUCUGACGUGUGGAGCUAUGGAAUUCUUCUGUGGGAGAUCUACUCCUUCGGCCGAGUGCCUUACCCCAGGAUUGCCCUCAAGGACGUGGUCCCACGGGUGGAGAAGGGCUAUAAGAUGGAUGCUCCAGAUGGCUGCUCCCCCGUGGUGUACGACAUCAUGAAGCAGUGUUGGAUCCUGGACCCGCUGGUCCGGCCCAGCUUUCGAGUCCUGAGGGAGAAGAUGCAGCACAUCCAGGCCAAGGAGCUGUACCUGUGAGGUGGGAGCCAGAGCGAGAGGGAGGGGGGGGGCUGCUCGAACUCAGGAGGAGAAAUCCAAGCA
Messenger RNA from Polyodon spathula (Mississippi paddlefish), 1696 nucleotides. RefSeq names its product tyrosine-protein kinase CSK. The coding region runs from base 281 to 1633 and encodes 450 amino acids. NCBI's taxonomy places the organism in Eukaryota, Metazoa, Chordata, Actinopteri, Acipenseriformes, Polyodontidae. The transcript has 14 exons. The record is from RefSeq and is a predicted model, not a curated record. Gene Ontology annotation, molecular function: protein binding; ATP binding; protein tyrosine kinase activity. Gene Ontology annotation, biological process: regulation of Fc receptor mediated stimulatory signaling pathway; adherens junction organization; protein phosphorylation.